This is a messenger RNA of Sphenostylis stenocarpa, 432 nucleotides long. The record is from the annotation of a GenBank genome assembly. Lineage: Eukaryota; Viridiplantae; Streptophyta; Magnoliopsida; Fabales; Fabaceae.
AUGGGUUCAAAGACCAAAACUUUUACCUUUGAGGAGGUGGCUAAGCACAAUCACAGGAAGGAUUGUUGGAUUAUAGUCAAAGGGAAGGUGUAUGAUGUCACCUCAUUUUUGGAUGAUCAUCCGGGAGGUGAUGAAGUUUUAGUGACCGCCACCGAGAAGGAUGCCACCACUGAUUUUGAAGAUAUUGGCCACAGUGAGUCAGCAAUUGAGAGUAUGGAAACAUACUUUGUUGGGGAGGUUGACACCACUUCGCUUCCAGCAAAAGUUACCAACAACACUCCACUCCCACCAACACAAGCACCUGUCCACAGCAAUCAAUCUUCUGGAUUUGUGAAGAUCUUGCAGUACCUAGUGCCAUUACUGAUAUUGGGCCUUGCAUUUGCUCUGCAGUACUAUGGCAAAAAAAACAAUUCCACUAAAUCAGAAAAUUAA